This is a messenger RNA of Armigeres subalbatus, 1299 nucleotides long. RefSeq lists its product as uncharacterized. The record is from RefSeq and is a predicted model, not a curated record. NCBI's taxonomy places the organism in Eukaryota, Metazoa, Arthropoda, Insecta, Diptera, Culicidae. Bases 1 to 1299 code for a protein of 432 amino acids. The transcript has 2 exons.
AUGGACGUUUUGACUUUUGGGUCAACCAGUUCAUCGUCAUCUUCCCAAUUCGUCAAAAACAAUAAUGCGCAAGAGCACGAGGCCCAGUUUCCAAGGGCGACCGAAGGAAUCAUAAAAUCACAUUAUGUUGAUGACUACCUCGAUAGUUUCGAGAACGCGGAGCAGGCUAAACUGGUUACAGAGCAGGUUCGUUAUAUACACAGCAACGGUGGAUUUGAAAUUCGUAAUUGGUUAUGCAAUGAGAGGAAAGUUUUGGAGCAUUUGGGUGAACGUUCGAAGGCUUCGACAAAAGACUUGACAGCUGCAGGCGGUGAUGAUUCGGAUAGAGUGCUGGGAAUGCUCUGGCAGACGGAGACAGAUAUGCUGCGGUUUUCUACGACGUUCCGGGUUGAAAUAGAUGCACUCAUUCGUUCGACAAGUGGACCGACUAAAAGGCAAAUACUCAAGACCGUAAUGAGCCUCUUCGAUCCACUAGGGCUCCUUGCGUCUUUUCUGGUGCAUGGGAAAAUAAUUAUGCAGGAGGUAUGGCGAAGCGGUAUAAAAUGGGACGAGUAUGUGGGUCAGCGAAUCGAACAAAGUUGGCGAAAAUGGAUCGAGUUACUGGACGUUGUAAGGAGAAUUGAGAUACCUCGAUGUUACUUCGCAAAUGCUACCACCGAACGUUACCAAACUCUGCAAGCGCACUUGUUUGUUGAUGCCAGCGAAGCGGCGUAUGCUGCAGUCGUGUACUUCAGGAUUAUCGAUAUGGAAGGUAACCCACAAUGCUCGCUCGUGACCGCUAAAACCAAGGUCGCUCCUUUAAAGUAUGUGUCUAUACCGCGCUUGGAAUUGAUGGCCGCCGUCUUAGGAGCUCGCUUGUUAACGUUUGUGGUAGAGAAUCACACGAUUCCAAUUCAACAGCGCUUCUGCUGGUCUGAUUCCAACACAGUAUUGGCCUGGCUUCGUUCGGAACAUCGCCGCUAUAAACAAUUUGUGGCUUGUCGCGUAGGAGAAGUGCUGACGUUGACGAAGGAAAACGAAUGGCGGUGGGUCCCAAGCAGAUUAAACAUCGCAGACGAGGCCACCAAAUGGGGCAAAGGGCCAUGCUUCGACGCUGGUAGUCGUUGGGUCCAAGGACCGGAGUUCUUGAGCAGGGCGGAGGAACUGUGGCCUAAAGCAGUUGCGUCAACAGUUUCCACCGAAGAGGAAUUACGUCUAUGCCACUUGUUCCACAAAGCAAUUAAGCCGUUGCUCGAUUUCAAGCGCUUCUCCAAUUGGAACAGACUGCUACGAAAAGCUUUGUAUGGGAUUAUUUAUUAA